AUGACGGAGGUUGAGCAGAAACCAUUUAAUGAUGGCGAGGCUAGUAUGGAAGAAGUAGCUAAAGCUUACAUGGAUAUAAGACAGCGUAAAGAUGGCCCAAGCGCUGCCCCACUCGAUGCGAAAAUUGCUGCGAUGCUGCCGAAGCAGGAACCAGCUGCCAAUAAUUCUUCAACAGAUGAAGUAGAGAAGGAGAAAGACCGUGGGAAACGUGAGAAAAGGAGUAGAGAUAAGAGCCGUGAUAGAAGCAGGGAGAGAAGUCGUGACAGAAGCAGGGACAGGAGCCGAGAUAGGAGCAGGGAUAGAAGUCGUGAUAGAAGUAGGGGUAAGAGCCGUGACCGCAAAAGGCGCUCGCGAAGUAGAAGCAGAAAUCGGGAUCGCCGUCGUUCCAGAUCCCAUGAACGACGUCAUCGUGAUCGAGACCGUAGUCGCAGUCGCGAAAGAGAGAAGCCGAAGAAAAAGUAUAAGUUCUGGGACGUGCCACCAACAGGUUACGAGCAUCUUACACCGAAGGAGUACAAAGAGCUACAGGGUGAUUUUUUGCAGUUUUUCAAAUCCGCUGUGCCAGUAGUUGGUCCGUCAGUUACCUGCCAGUCUCGUCGUUUGUACGUUGGGAACAUUCCAUUCGGAUGUAGUGAAGACGCUAUGCUAGAUUUUUUCAAUCAGCAGAUGCAUUUGUGUGGACUUGCACAAGCGCCCGGUAAUCCAGUGUUAGCGUGUCAAAUGAAUUUGGAUAAAAAUUUCGCCUUCAUUGAAUUCCGGUCCAUUGAUGAGACAACAGCCGGUAUGGCAUUUGAUGGUAUCAACUUUAUGGGACAACAGUUAAAGAUUCGACGACCACGUGACUAUCAGCCGAUGAGCACUAACUACGAUGUUGGCAACAUGAUGGUUUCGAAUAUUGUGGCGGAUAGCCCGUAUAAAAUAUAUAUUGGCGGAUUACCAACUUACUUGAAUGCCGAUCAGAUUUUAGGUUUAAAAGACGAUUCAUUAUGUUUAGUGGCUCUUACGUAUCAGAGUAAGCGGCUUUUGAUCGCAUUGUUGACCUGUAUGCUUUUUUGUUUUUUGAAAAGUUUUACGCAACAUGAAAUGGUAAAAGAAUUGCUUUCUUCCUUUGGACAGCUUAAAGCUUUCAAUCUUGUCACAGAGCAGUCUACCGGAGUUUCAAAAGGUUUUGCAUUUGCUGAAUACUUGGAUCCUUUAUUAACGGAUCAGGCAAUUGCUGGCUUAAAUGGCAUGCAGCUGGGAGAUAAGAAUCUGGUUGUUCAAUUGGCUUGUGCAGGCUCUCGACCGCAGGGUAAUCCAUCAGCGUUCCCACAAAUCCAGGUGGCAGGUAUUGACUUGUCGCAGGGUGCUGGUCCACCGACGGAGGUCUUAUGUUUGAUGAACAUGGUUACAGAAGAUGAAUUGAAGAAUGAUGAAGAAUAUGAAGAUAUUAUGGACGAUAUACGGGAGGAAUGCAUGAAAUAUGGAGUAGUUAAGUCGCUGGAAAUCCCACGUUCAGUUCCUGGCAUGGAAAUAACUGGUGUCGGGAAGGUUUUUGUUGAAUUCAACGAUAAGCAAGAGUGCCAAAAAGCCCAAGCUGCCCUAACUGGUCGAAAGUUUGCGAACCGGACAGUUGUGACUAGUUAUUAUGACCCUGAUUUGUAUCACCGGAGACAGUUUUAA
This is a messenger RNA of Enterobius vermicularis (human pinworm), 1662 nucleotides long. The record is from the annotation of a GenBank genome assembly. Lineage: Eukaryota; Metazoa; Nematoda; Chromadorea; Rhabditida; Oxyuridae.